Molecule: messenger RNA, 9011 nt
Organism: Nylanderia fulva
Lineage: Eukaryota; Metazoa; Arthropoda; Insecta; Hymenoptera; Formicidae
Gene: Piezo
Product: piezo type mechanosensitive ion channel component
Cellular component (GO): membrane
Molecular function (GO): mechanosensitive monoatomic ion channel activity
Source: RefSeq, a predicted model, not a curated record
UUGUACGCCAGCAAAUGCGGGUAUCAGGCUUAGCCUUGGCUAAGCGUCUGGAUGGUCAGUUAGUCGAUGGCAAACCAGACGUUGCCAGACAUCGGUGAACGGCUAAAAUCAGAUGCGACCGCUGGUCGAUGCUCCGACGAGUAGUAGAGUAGUAAUAGACGAGCACGUGGGUGUGCACGAGAGUUGUCAUUCAUGAAACCAUAACGGAGUAGCAGCAAUUAAGUUUGUGCAUAUAAGAUGUAUCAGUGAGGCAGUGAUUGACAGUGUGUUGCUUCUACGAAAAGUGUGCCGGGAAGCGUAUGUUGCUCCCUUUGAAAUUCGAUCGACCUAAGGACAGCUGGGAGAGAGCCCUUGAAAGGGGAUGCUCUGAAAAGGUGCAUUUGUGUGCUCGCAUAAGAGUGAAAGGCCAUCCAGACAGUUCGAGGCAUGGCGAAAUACUGGCUGAACGUGGCCCUUCUCAGGGUCGUUCUACCAGUUAUUUUGGCCGGAUGUACGAUAUGGAGACCAGUGGGACUGUCGAUCAUCUAUCUGGGAUUGAUGCUAUAUUCUCCUAUGGUCCCAAUACCGACACACAGAACUAUGGCAGGUCACACGGGAAUAUAUCUGAAGAGUUGCAUCUGCUUAGCUUUUAUUAUAGCCAUAGCUCAGAUCACCUUUCACAUUGUUCUCCUGUCAUUACCGCCCUACGGACACUUCCUGCAAAACUGCGAAUUUCUAGAGAAGAUUUUCAGACACAUAGGCUUUGUCAGAUUAGAUAGCGCAUCUGUAUGGGAAGUAUUUUACUGGCUGACGCCGGAAUUUAUAGUCUUACCGACUGUACUCAUCAUAUAUUUUAUAUGUCGUUUUCUUACGCAAAAACGUGUUAGCGAGGAGGAAGAUGAUCCUUCUCUUCGCCAGGAAAAUAAGCAGAAAAAAACGGAAGAUAGCACCACGAAGAUAAUCAACUUCCUGGGAGGUAUCGGAACCUACGUCGUCCUGGCGUCCUUGUGCUGUGUCGCGGCCUUGAGACCAUCAAUAGAAGCGGCUUUCUACUUCCUGGUGUUUCUCGGCGCCGCCACAUGCUGGGCUUGCAAUAAAGAAUUGCAAAAAAAAUUUGCCGUGAUUUGUAGAAUUAUCAUGGUUAUCGUAAUCAUUCAUAUCGUCGCGUUACUCGCCUAUCAAAACGAGUGGCCUCAGGAAAUUAUUCCCGUAUCAAGCGCUUGGUCACGUUACUUGGCCCUUGUUGCAGUUUAUCACACAAACUGCACUACCGAUCCGAGGGAUGUGAAAUAUACAGAUGAUGCUGAUUGGUUAAUUUAUGGAUACGCUUUGAGACUCUUCUGGCUGUAUUACGUCCUCGCAUUGCAAUCGCAGUUUCUCAAUAGGAAACCGGCGAAGAAAACGAACCAAUUAAGUGGCAGUCUGGAAAAUCUGGACACUGCAUUGUCCAGACACGUGUCCAUCAGACGCAGAACACCUUCCCAAAGAUGGCAAUCAGCGCGACGUAAGGCUCGCAAGCCGGUCGUAGAUUCGUCGUUACCAACAAUCGAUGAGCGAACACCUUUGAUGCGGUUUGGAUCUGGAAGAACGGGUCUUCUUCAAGAUUCUACUACUGGAAGUAUCAUUGUCCAGGACGGUCAUCAGGACGACAGCAUACAAAUGCAAAGUCUCAGUGAAGGAGUGCCUGAUGAGAUGCCAGGUAUCGUCGAACAAAUAAUUAUGGCAGUAUAUUCCAUCUUUCAAUUAAUAGUCAAUUCAUCAUAUUUAGCUACAAACAUAAUAAUGAUGACAUGGAGUAUAAUGUAUCACAGCUGGGCGACAUUCGUUCUACUUCUAUGGGCAUUAAUUUUAUGGAUGGUUCCUGAUAAACGUGCUUCCAUGAUGAAGUGCUCUCCCUUCAUUGUGUUUUAUGCAACUCUUCUACUCCUCGGACAAUAUGUGUAUAGUAUGGAUUUAAACGACGAAGAAUUGCCAAGAGUCGUAAGUGGUGUAGAAAUUUCUGAAAUUGGCUUCAGCAAAGCCGAUGAGCAAAGUCGUUGGCAUCUAAUAGUUAAGUGUCUAUUUAUAUCCAUGUUUUGGAUUACUAUGAGACAAUAUAUGGCAGAACGAAAACGGCAACAGAGAUCUUCCACUCUGAGGGAUAUGGUAGCGCCGUUACACGUGUCUGUUUCGACAGCCACAACUGCCAUGAGUCACGAUGAGCCAGAAAUCAAGAGCAAAUUUAUGAAAAAUGUUGGAAAAUUAUUGAAAAAUCUCUUGACAAAAUUCUGGAUUGCCGUGGUAGCAAUUAUGUUAUUUAUUUGCGGCAUAACGGGCGAACGUAUGACGGUCUUUAGAAUUGUUUACAUGUCGCUGUUCCUCAUCUUUGUCAUCACAUUCCAGAUAUCGUGGAUAGCGUGGAGAAGAAUGAUGUAUGUAUUCUGGUUAACUGUCAUUGGAUAUUCGAUUGCCAUGCUGAUUCUCGUUUAUACUUAUCAGUUCCAAAAUUUUCCGAAAUAUUGGGAUUAUCUCGGUAUAGAUCAAGAUUUACAAAUGGAUAUUGGAUUGGAGAUCUACGAGACCAAAGACUUAUUCGUGAGAUUGCUGACGCCAACGUUUUUCGUCAUCAUCACAGUACUUCAGAUUCAUUAUUUCCAUAAGGAUUUCCUCAAUGUCACCAAUAUUGACAGAUUACAGCCUGAAAGUUCAUUUAGGCGUUCCAGUCUAGGACACUCGCCUAGCUUAAAUAUUCCAAUAACUUCACCGUCUGAUGUUACGCUUACUGAAAACGAAAAUCAUACGAUAUAUACAUUGAAGCAGUUGAAACAUAUGUCAAAACUAGAAAGAAUUGAGCUAUUUCGAAGAAUAGCGGAACAUAUAGAAAAUUUUUACAAUUACACUUGGCUCUUUCUGGAAAUUCACAUGCAGAAAAUUAUUUUUAUUUCAUUCGUACUCUUGUGUAUCAAUGAUGUAUGCGCAAUAAAUUUUUUCUUCAUCGUCGCCGUAGUUGUGAUGAUCAAUUUCAAAAGAAACAUCCAAAUAAAUGCAAUUAAUGUUAUGUCUGUGAUAAUAUCACUAUUAGUGGUCACCAAAAUGUUAUAUCAAAUCAAAUACAUCAAUCAUGAUAACUGGAACGUUAACUGCACUAGAUACGGAGAAGAGAGCAAUCAGCAAUAUGCAAACAAUAAUACUACUGUCUACAACAUAGCCGAAUGGUUCGGGAUGAAAAAAGCGGGGCCGGGUAGACUUCCAGAUCUAUUAAAAGGCUAUAUUGGCAUCGUUACUGUGACAACUUUCAGAAAAAUUAUUAGAAUUCGUCAAUGGUUUUAUCGUCAUAGUAAGGGAGAAUCAUUGGAAACUCCUCAAGUAAUGUUUCCGACAAUUACUAGAGCGGAUGCUGAUAAGGGGGUGCCAGAGUGCUUAAAGUUCCUUUUCAACUACGGUUUUUAUAAAUUCGGUCUUGAGAUGUGUCUCAUCGGGAUUGUUACGCUAAUCGGCACGAGACUAGACUUUUAUUCUGUUUUAUAUAGCGUGUGGCUGUUACUAUUUUUCCCAUUAAAGAGAAAAACAGUCGCGCGUAUCUGGCCUUGUUUUAGAAUGUUUGCCAUUAUUCUUCUACCUAUUCAAUAUGCUAUUGUUGUGGCUCCACCUUCAUGGCUUUGUAUAGAAUAUCCGUGGAGCGAGUCUGACGUAAUGAGAAGGUUGCAGGAAUGGAUGUAUCUUCCUGAUCCAGAUUAUCCACCGAAUUCCAAAAAAUUAAUUUGUGAUUUUAUCUUAUUAAUGAUGAUCGUACGGCAAAGUCUAGUCUUUUAUAUCGAACAACAAAGCUUACAAUCUGGCAGAGAUUUCGUAGCUGGUCACAAUUACUCAGUCUUCCAAGAUAUGGAAAAACCAAAUUUUGUCAAUCCUAUCAAGGAUUAUGUGUCGCAUAUUCAAUCAUGGCUGGACAUAAUUAAACGCGGUUGCAUGAUGAGUCUCAUGUGGGUGACGUUGUCGAUCAUGUUUCUGGCUGGAACGAAAAGAACGAAUCUUUUCUCGCUCGGUUAUCUCAUAGGAGCAUUCAUAUUUCUUUGGCAAGGAAGCGAUUUUUAUUUGAGACCGAUGAGAACUAUCUUAAAAUGGUGGAAUCUACUGAUCGGAUACAACGUCAUUGUUAUUUUUUUGAAAGCUUUACUUCAAGGUGUGGGUUGCGUCCUCAUCAAAGAGCUCGAAACCUCAGUCUGUUGGCUGGUGCAGUUGCUUGGUAUCGCGUGUCUGAAAAAGUUCAAGAGCUCCAGCGAACUGCUGGAUCCAGCAGAGUGUACCGUUGCUGGAGAAGAUAUUGGCAUGGUCUGGGAUGGACUAUGUCUUUGUUUUCUUUUAAUACAGAAACGACUCUUUAAAAGCUACUAUUUUUUCCAUAUAGUCGAUGAGACAAAAGCCAUGAGCAUUCUAGCGUCUCGUGGCGCUGAACUUCUCGAAGAGCUUCAUCAGAAGCGUAUACAUAUUCAAGAGAAUGUGGAGAAAACAGUUUUAGAAAAACUGAAAUUUAAAAUGGACAAGAUUAAGGCUAAUCAGCAAAGAAUACAGAGACCAGCUUACAGAGAACUUCAGGCUCACAAAGUCGAUGAACUCUAUCCAGGAACACGGCCAUUAUACAAAUAUCGUACGCCGAAGACUAACAGAGAGGCUAUCAGAUCGGGUGACUAUUACAUGUUUGACGAUCUCGAUGACGAUGAUGUUACCGAUUUGAUUCCUGACAGUGAAGCUGAGAACAAGGAAAAGAAACGCUUUCAAGAGCACGAAAAAGAACGACGAAGAAGGAGAAUGACUGUUUCGGAGUUGAUGAACACGCUGAUUAAGACAGACAUUGAAAUCGCGACGCACGUCGCCAUGUAUGGAGGGACCGAAAAGGACGCGCUGAGACUCCGACGUAGAAGCGUACCCUUGACUCGGAAGAAAUCAUCCAUGUCUUAUCUGAGCGCACGCUCCGAGACCGACACUGCCAUGGCUACCGAUGGUCCCGAUCGAACUAGUCUCACUUCGGUAGAAAUGAAAACAGACAAAGAAGCUACAGACUCGGAUAAAACACCGGAAUCUUCGGACGAAGAAGAAGAUAAAUCAGAAGACGAAACAGAUGACAAAGAAAAGGAAGAUCAGAAGAAAACUUCGUUCUUCACAUAUUUCAAGUUUCUUAUAGUGAUGAUCAACAGUACUCUAACAUCGAUGACGAAAUAUCUAAAUCGAUUCUCCUACGAUUACAGAUAUAUCCGCAAAGUUUUAGCAAGAGAGAAAAAAACUCUAAAGGCGAAACCAGAUUUUAGAAUGGGAACACGAUUAGGAAUCAAUCAAAUGUGGCAGCCAAUACCUCUAAUACAAGAACGAUUGACUACAAAUGGGAAUACGGAGGAAUCAUUUGAUCCUGGCGAAGGUCCCAGUCAACCGCGCUCACAAGAUAAAAAGAAGGAGAGCUCGCUAGCAGUGCCACAUAUCCGAAUUCUGGCGCCGAGUUUGGAGCGAGGAUUGGACAUGUCCUCCUCCAGCACACUUUUCGCGCAAGAUUUAGCAGCCCAACAAGACGAAGAAAUUAAAGAACUCUCAGAAGUGGAUCAACCUCCCAUCGUACAACUGGCAGCAUCUAUCUGGUUUGGAAUCCUGGCUCAUUCUAGUUUACUCUGUUACUUCAUGGUAUUUCUUCAUCAAAUUAAGAACGCAUCUGUACUGUCGACACCACUCCCGCUUAUGGUGUUUUUGUGGGGUUCUUUAACAAUUCCGCGACCCUCUAAGACUUUCUGGGUAACAUUGAUUGCAUACGUCGAGGCUAUUGUCAUAAUAAAAUGUAUUUUUCAAUUGGAAUUGAUUUCUUCACCACGAGUCCCACCAAGUAAUCCAUUAUACGUGCCGAGAAUUAUGGGAAUUUUAAAGAGACCUAAUUAUGCUCUUUGGGAUUUAUUACUGCUUCUUAUGUUAUUCUUUCAUAGAUUUAUGUUAAAAUCUUUGGGCCAAUGGACUUCAUCUUUAAAACAACGGAAAGUUAUACCUUCUCAAUUAACUGUAACGUCAAACUUACCUUCUUCAGACAAAGAACCAGAAGAAUCUGGCUCAAAGAAAGAAACCGAUUCUCAUGCAGAGACACUUCAAGAGCAAUCUUCGAACUAUGCAACGGACACACACGAUAGUCCACCGACAACAGACGAUAACCAGAGGAUCAUGGUGCAAGAAGAAGUGCAUCCUCACGGUGAAUCUUUUUCUAAAACAAUGGAUGUAACCGUUACUAAAUAUGCCGGACAUAAAAAUUUCUUCGAGAUAAUUAUCAAUCCGGCAGGCAAAGAGAAAACAAAUGUUUACGCUUAUAUGUUUCUUUGCGAUUUUUUCAAUUUCCUUUUACUCAUCUUCGGAUUCUCUGCAUUUGGAACUCAACAAGGCGAUGGUGGAGUGACGGCUUAUUUUCAGGAAAAUCGAGUUCCUAUGCCUUUUCUAUUAAUGUUGCUAUUGCAAUUUGCCCUAAUUGUCAUCGAUAGAGCCCUUUUUCUCAGAAAAUAUAUUGUAGGAAAAUUAAUUUUCCAAUAUUGCUUAGUAUUUGGUGUUCAUCUCUGGAUGUUUUUCAUUUUACCGAGCGUAACAGAAAGACAAUUCAAUGAUAAUGUUGCACCGCAAAUUUGGUACAUGGUAAAAUGCUUCUAUCUUUUAUUAGCAGCGUAUCAAUUACGACAAGGUUACCCAACUCGAAUACUGGGUAACUUUCUAUGCAAAAAAUACAGCAUUAUAAAUUACGUCUUAUUCAAAGGAUUUAUGUUGGUUCCAUUUCUUUUUGAACUUCGCGCAGUCAUGGAUUGGAUCUGGACUGAUACAUCUAUGACCAUAAUGGAUUGGUUUAAGAUGGAAGAUAUUUUUGCUAGUAUUUAUCAAAUCAAAUGCAUGCGAGGAGUCGAGUCAGAUUUUCCUCAGCCACGUGGAGAAAAGAAAAAGCAAAUGAGCAAGUAUUUAGUAGGCGGAAGUGCUCUUUUCCUCAUAAUCGGAUUAAUUUGGUUCCCACUACUCUUAUUUGCGCUUGGUAGUACAGUUGGCAUGUCGAAUUUACCUUACGAUGUGUCUAUGAAAAUACGUAUCGGUCCAUAUGAGCCCAUCUAUUCCAUGUCGGCGCAAGGCAGCUCUAUCAUCGAAUACACAGAAGAACAAUAUAAAACUCUUACAAAUAUAAAUUCGACGGACAGAUCGGCAGUCACUUUCUUCGAAAAUUAUAUUUAUUCUGAUGUAGCUGCAGUGAGAUUCAGCACUUUCUCGAAAAAACUGUGGAGUAUCUCUCCACCCGACAAAGACAGAUUGAAAACAGAAUUAGCUUCUAAUACUACGACAGUGAUUGUACAUGUGGAAUGGACAGUUUCAAGAAAAACGGACGCCAAGGAUGCUACUGGAGUCACUACGACAAUUCGUAAUGUAAAACUGCAGCCUUUAGAUCCUGCAAGACAAACAUUGGUGGAUAUACUAAAUGAAGAUCCUAAUGCAAUAAAUGCAACAAUAUUAUUCCAAAGCGCUUUUCCAAAAUUUCUCAAAGUCACCGCUAGAAGCACUAACGUUGUUUCACAAUUAAUGCGUUUACCGCAAAGAGAUGAAAAUGAUGAUGAUGACAGCUAUCUCUAUAGAAAUAUUAGUCUUCAAUUAUCGACAGACAAAGAUUGUUGCGCUCAUCAACAAUGGUGGAUGAUUCAUGAGACAUGCACCGACUAUCUAUACAAUGUUACUUUGAACCAGGUGCCACUAAACGAUUGUAAUAAAUACAUAAUGAUGUUUCUAUUCAACGACAAGGCUUUCCCCAAGGAAUUAAGCUUUAUAAGCGGCUUUGGGAUCCUCGGAUUAUACACUACAGCAGUAAUAGUCAUAAGCCAAAUGAUGCGGAAAAUCGUCAGUGAUAUGGCACCCAAGAUCAUGUUCGACGAUUUACCCUAUGUCGACAGAAUCCUUCGUCUCUGUUUAGAUAUUUAUUUGGUUCGCGAAAGUGGCGACUUAUGCCUCGAAGAAGAUCUGUUUGCCAAAUUAAUCUUCCUCUAUAGAUCGCCAGAAACACUCAUCAGAUGGACAAGACCACCUGAAGAAGGGGAGCGAACUGAUAAUGAAGAUCAAGAGGAAGAAGAAGAGGGACAAGAAGUAGAAAGAAGACAAGCAGCACCAUCCCAUCGCAAUUGAAUUGUCAGAAAAACAGAUUCUUAAAUAAUUAAUCUUUCGCAAAUAGAUCUUUCUGCAAAAUGGAUUUUUUUGUAAAAUAAUUAUAAGCAAGACAACAAAAAGUUAUCGUGAGGGCUAUUUCCAGAAAUUGCAUUAUUAAAAAAUACAAACAAAUAGACGCACACUUUCUGUUUAAGAUUGCCAAAAAAUUAGAUAUUAAAAGAUACAUAAAUUUGCAUUAUUUUAUAAUAAAUUUGUUGUUCGCGCAUGCUAGCAUUUUGUUUUUCAUAUAGCUUUCAAUUUUGUUUCAUGAAUAUUCUUUGUUAGAAAAUCACUAACAAUAAGUCUCUCGGAAAUGAAAUUUGAAAAAAGCUCAAUUACUAGAUGUUGCUAGAAAAUCAACUAUAUUCGACCAAAGUUUUGUGAGCCUGACAUUCUGCAAAAAUGUCGCAUUAUCUGUUAAAAAAAUAUAUAAAGAAUUAAUACAUCUAGAAAAAAGAGAGAAAGGGAGAAAGAUAUCUCAUUGUAAUAAUUUAGAGUACCUUCUAAUUAUAAAUAAUGUUAUAGAACAUAUUUUCAAGUAACAUAUAUUACGCACAUAUUUUCAAACUUGAAAAAAAAACAAACAAUUUUAUCUAAAAAAGAAUUCAGGAAUUUAAUUAUAUAGAGCCUAUUUGUUAUAAAACAAAAAGUAAUAAAGUGAUUAUUCUUAUUUCACAAAAGUAUAUAUCAAAAUAAUUAUAUAUUGGAUGUAGCUACAUGUAUGAAAAAAAUGCAUAAAAAUAUAAUUAUUUAGCAUUUAAGUAAUUUAAGUGCUUAAAAUAUAUCCGAUCGGAAAUAAGUAUAACUUAGUUAUAAAGAUUAAAGAAAAAAAUAUAUAUUUGAUCAUUAAUAAAUAAGUAUAAAAAUAA